AUGUCUGCGGUUGAAACAACUUCGCCGCACCUUCGAGUGUCGGCAGCCAAGAUAUCUGGCAAAGCACAACCAGAAUCAACCAGAAUCCAGGCACCAGAGGCUUUGGUCGACGAUCAUUUUUUCUGGACAUACACUGAAGAGCCGCAUCGCUCAAGACGCCAGGCAAUUAUUAAGGCCCAUCCGGAGGUCACCAAACUAUGUGGCCCAGAGCCUCUCACCAAAUGGGUUGUCCUCGGCGUCGUGUCCUUACAACUCACCUGUGCCUACCUCCUCCGCAAUACUUCAAUGCUCGAUUGGCGGUUCCUGGCCACAGCAUACGUGAUCGGAGCGACUUGCAAUCAGAACCUGUUCCUCGCCAUCCAUGAGAUAUCUCACAAUCUGGCAUUCCGGUCCGCCUUUGCCAACCGAUUGCUCGCCAUCUUCGCCAACAUCCCUAUCGGAGUGCCGUACAGUGCAGCCUUCAGACCCUACCACCUGACGCACCACAAAUCCCUCGGCGUAACAGGCCUAGACACCGAUCUCCCCACAGCAGUGGAAGCCUUCCUCCUAGACUCCGUCCUAGGCAAGACUUUCUUCUGCACCUUCCAAAUCCUCUUCUACGCCCUGCGCCCAAUGUUCAUCUACAGCCCUCCCUUCACCCACAUCCACCUCCUGAAUAUAGUCAUCCAAGUAGGCUUCGACUACGGUCUUACCAAAUUAUGCGGCGGCAGCCUCCAGCCAGUGCUAUAUUUCAUAAUGAGCUCAUUCCUCGCCGGUUCCCUGCACCCCUGUGCGGGCCAUUUCAUCGCGGAGCACUACUUCUUCUCGAAUGUGGAGGGCGGCGGCACUGAGUCCUUGACCGAGCUAAAGAACAACGAGAAGUCCAAGGCCCCGCACCCCCUUGACUCCCUGCCUCCACCGGAGACAUACUCGUACUAUGGCCCGCUCAAUAUCCUCACUUACAAUGUCGGAUUGCAUAACGAGCACCACGAUUUCCCUGCUAUCCCCUGGACCAAGUUGUAUAAGCUGCAUGAGAUUGCGAGCGAGUUCUAUGAGCCGCUACCUUGCCACCGGAGCUGGGUUUGGGUUAUUUGGACUUUUAUCUUGGAUAAGAAUGUUGGUCCGUGGUGUCGUGUGAAGCGCGCACAGGGUGGAAAGAUUGUUGGAGGUGGGAAGCAGUGGAAUGGCCGUGCUGGUGAGGCUGCGUCGGCGGGUCCGGCGGGUGAAGAGGGUGAUGGGUGGAAGGAGAGUGAGAUUCAAUGUUAG
Molecule: messenger RNA, 1245 nt
Organism: Penicillium griseofulvum
Lineage: Eukaryota; Fungi; Ascomycota; Eurotiomycetes; Eurotiales; Aspergillaceae
Product: sphingolipid delta(4)-desaturase family protein
Exons: 3
Coding region: 1-1245 (414 amino acids)
Biological process (GO): ceramide biosynthetic process
Cellular component (GO): membrane
Molecular function (GO): sphingolipid delta-4 desaturase activity
Source: RefSeq, a predicted model, not a curated record